Molecule: messenger RNA, 1203 nt
Organism: Fusarium venenatum
Lineage: Eukaryota; Fungi; Ascomycota; Sordariomycetes; Hypocreales; Nectriaceae
Source: RefSeq, a predicted model, not a curated record
AUGGUCAAAUUGAACUGGACUGUAGGCCUUUUGGUCCUCAUUUCGCUUUCUCAAGAUGCCAUUGCACAGUCGAUCCCUGCCCUUCAGAAGCAGUCAACCCAGCUGAUGGGUCUAUCACCCAAAUUUCCAGUUCACAAAGACAUUUCCAAGUACUGCAGUUACUGGUACGACAAUGAUGGCUCAAUCUCUUGUAAAGACAUUUUGGAACCUUACAUGAUUACCAUGGACCAACUAAUUCGCUGGAACCCUGGGCUGGGGCCUGGCUGUAGCAACUUCCUCCCUGGCUGGUCUUAUUGUGUGGAGGCUAUGGACGAGCCGGUGGUCACAUGUGCCUCUUCCAAGACAACCCCAAGUGAAAGCAGCCCAACCAAGGGAAUACAAACUCCCACUCCCACGCAGCCAGACAUGGCGAAUAACUGUGGCGCCUUUGACUUUGUUAAGAAGGGUAUGACGUGCGCUGGCCUUCUUUCCAAACACGGCAUCACACUGGAGCAACUCGUUACUUGGAACCCAUCCAUCAAGGCGGACUGUACAGGUCUCUGGUCUAAUAUCUGGGUUUGUGUGUCUGUCAUUGGCCAUACGCCAUCACCACCGACCAAGCCUACGUCUACAAACGGAAUCGAGACUCCUUCCCCGAUUCAAGGAGGUAUGGUUACAAACUGCAACAAGUUCCAUCUUGUACAAACUGCAACAACUUGCAUUUCGAUUGAGAGUUACUACAAACUGCCUCUGAAAGACUUCUACGCUUGGAACCCCAGCGUAGGGACCCAUUGCCUAUCCCUAGUCGUUGGUUAUUGGGUCUGCGUUUCCAUUGUUGGCUGGACCCCUCCCCAGCCGUCCCCCACGGCUCCAGGUAACGGUAUCAAAACACCAUUACCGAUCCGAGCAGGAAUGGUGAUCAACUGCAACAGAUUUCACGAGGUUCAGGAAACAACCACCUGCGCAUCAAUCCAAAAUUACUACAAUAUCAGUAUGGAACAGCUGGCGGAAUGGAACCCUGGAGUGGGCUCUCAUUGCAAUGCUUUGGUCGUGGGUUACUAUGUCUGUGUGGGGGUUAUCAGAACGACGCCAACGCCGCCAGCCCCUACGCCUUUCCUACCGGCUAUGAUGAUGAAAUGUAAGGGGCUCCAUCUUCUGAAUGCCACUACGUCUUGUGAUUCUAUUCCGAAUUACUACACAAUCAGUAUGGCGCAAACUGCAUAG